AUGGAUUCGCUUAUACGUAACUUUUCCAUCGCAUCUUCCGCAACAGACCACACGAAAUCAAGCUCCCUCGACCCCUCCAUCGAGCGCAGAAGGCGGGAGUAUGUCAGCUCAGGCGCCCCCCUAGUGAGCAAGAGUACCACUUCCCACCCCGUGUCGUGGAGCACGGACGACCAGGAGAGCACCCUUUCACGCCUCAUCGAGCACAUGGUCCGGAACAAGAUUGAUGGCCCGCACCAGCAGCGCGGUAUCCAUUUCAAUGGACGGCACUUGGGCUCCGGUGCGCAGUUCAGCGUCUAUGGCCACAAGCACGGCACCCUCGACUCUUUCCCGCCGUUUGAUCAGCCGUUCAUGGGCGCACCGGCGAAUAAGCGGUCUUCUAGCCGGAAUCAGGUCAUUGUGGCCAUAAAGCGCCCGGUGUUCAAGCUGGGCUGGGGGAAGGAUGCAUAUGCAGAUCAGGAGGGGCAGGCGCGGAGGGUCGGCUUCGGAACGCCGAGUCAGCUCUAUGCUCUAGAGCUUGAGAUUCUGACUCUCUGCAACGAGUCCAUACGUAACCACCGUAAUAUCGUCAGGCUGCUUGCGUGGGGGAUAGAACAUUCUUUGAAUCACUAUGAGAAUGUGGAGCCGCUUAAUAUCUUUCUCGUUUUGGAGCAUGGGAACUGUUCCUUGAGCGACUUUCUGGCAAAGGAUAACUAUAACCUUAAGGGGGCCAUUCCAUGGCAGGUGUUGCGGGAACUUGCCCUCGACAUCACUCGAGGGCUCUCGGCGCUUCAUUCAUCCAGCGUGAUCCAUGGCGAUCUUAAACCUGACAAUAUCCUCGUAUUCCCCGACGAUGUUGGCCCUUUCUUCUGCAUCGCAAAGCUCUCCGACUUUGGGCUGUCAGUGACGGAUCGGACGGAAAAGGUAUUCAAUAUCGGGACCCCCGGAUGGCAGGCCCCCGAGCUCCCGAGCGACGAGGGCAUCACUGCCGACAUGCUGGUCAAGUGUGACUAUUUCUCCCUGGGUAUGGUGGUUUUCAGUACGAUCUUCAAUUUUGGCGUACUACCGAGAGGACCAGGCCCUCAUGGGAGAUUCACCUUUGAGCUGGCUAAACGCUCACUAUCCCGGCCAAGAAUCCCGAGAACGGCAAUCGAUCGCUUCUCCGUCGUUUUGGAAUCUUUACUGCAAUCAAAACCGUCGGAUCGACCGUCAGAUCUGGAGAAGAUCUGUGACUUGCUGAGGCAUGUGGAGGAGUCGGUUUUCGACAAGAGGGGCUUUUGGAUAAAUGGUCGGUUUAACGAUAACACCCCGUGGGGAGAGCUACACGGGUUGGGGGGCUUUACCAUGAUGCUCGGAGGUGCCUCUACCCAAGAUGGAUUCGCACUUCCGCCGCAGUACGAACCAAUAAACGAGAAGUAUCCAAUUUUCCCCGUGGGACUAUACAUGGGUAGAAUCGAUGAGUUUACCAACAAUCGCAGUCAAGAAGAACACCUGAAGGGAGAAAUCGUGGGGGAUGAUUUGACGGGGGCUCAGCUCUUGGGACUAUGCUUCACCGACAGGAUAAUACUUCAGCGUCGGAAACGGGGGUCAUGUGCGGCCAUUGCCGCCGUCAAAGGUUACCUUCCUGCUCAGGCGGUGGCCUCAGCAAUACUAGAUGGCACGCGUAGCAAGUUGCUCAAGUUGGUACGGAUCAACGAUCGCAAGUGGCAAUGGAAUGCGGUGUCUACCGGCUAUCUUCUCGCAUGGAAACUGGCUUCUGAGAGCCCCGAUGAGCACGAGUCCGCGCUUCGGCAUUUUCGAAGCUCUGGGGGGUAUAACACGCAUUACAUCUCUCCUGACUCUCAUGGAAAGGUGAGAGCAGUCUACAGUUCCUCGGGUCUUCUUGAUGAUCCUUUGGCUUGGUUGUCGGCGCAUCAUCCCCUGCAUCACGCCGCCAUUCUGGACGAUGCUAUCAAAAUCGAAAGUCUACUAGUUCAGGACCACCCAGUCGAUUCAAACACCGGAAUUGGUGAUACCGCUCUUCAUAUGGCCUGUAUGGCCGGUGCCUAUAAAGCUGUUUGUUGCCUGAUCAAGCAUGGGGCCGAUCCAACUAUCAAGAGCGAACGGUUUGGAACUGUACCCCUCCACUGGCUAUUCGUAUUCGAAAAAGCUCAUAUUCAAAAUACCGCUACACUCCUCGCAGUAAACAAAUCGGUUUUGGGCCAAUUGUCAGGCGCAAAUGUCGAAGCGUUUCACUAUCCGUUCGCCUGGCCAGUGGGAACACCGUUGGGAUGGGCUGUAUUAUCGAAUAAUACAGAGGCAAUACAGGUAUUAUUGGAUCUCGGUUCAACACUGGAAUCGAUCCAAGACUUCUUCCCAGGUCGCCCUGAUUGGUUGAGCAUGGAUUACAGACCAGGCCAAGUUUCUAGAAAUGAUGGGGGAAGGCCUUCCGGGCCUGCGCUAUACAGUGCCUACAGAAAGACUUGGAGUGGGUGGGUUUACUCUCCCAUGGAGAAGUAUCGUUCGCCCGUGGUUCAGAGUAGCUGUCCUUCAUAUCAACAGCAGCUAGGGCGGUUACCAGCCACGCGAGCUGUAGCCCCGCGGGCCGGAGAACAGGAUAUCUCCUCCUCAUCAGGCGUACAUGGAGGGCACCUUCAUGCCGCAGUUAGAGAAAACGACCCCGAGGCCGUGAAGAAGCUGAUAGCGAUGGGUGCGGACGUCAAUGAAGUCUUGAAACGCCACGGAAGCCCUUUGAUCAACGCAAUCGACGAACGCAAUCCCGACAUCGUCCAGAUUCUCCUGGACGGUGGAGCUCGGCUUGAAUUACCAGGGGAUUCUGGGGGUGACAUGCCCUUGCUUUACGCGGUAAAGACUGGAAAUAUAGGAAUUGUUAAAAUCCUCCUCGACGGUGGGGCCGACGUGGAUACAGAGAGCGAGGGUGAAGAAAGCCGCCGAAUCGCCCUUGCCGAGGCAGUGGUAAAAGGUCACUUUGAGAUAGCAAAGUUGCUAGUUGAACACGGGGCCAAUCCUCUGAAACAGGUCGAGGGGCAUGAGGUCUGCCUCGAAGCUGCGGUAUAUGCUAAUGCUGCUGAGUUUGUUGACUUGUUCCUCAAAAUGGGCGCAAAUCCGAAUACCUCUGGGAAAAGGCUUCAUGUUGGAAACUCGCUGAUGUACGCUGCCCAUUACGCCAAUACGAAAAUCCUCAUGUCCCUGCUGGCCAGCGGCGCAAAUCCGAAUAUUCGAGAGGGGCCGUAUUUGACGGCGCUUCAAGCAGCUAUAGAUCCCGAGAUGCACCGAAUGUGGAGAGGGCAAAGAAAGACGGUUCAAAUCCUAUUGGAGAAGGGAGCGGAUGUGACUGUGUCCGGUGGGGAAUACGGUAGUGUCUUACAGGCGGCGGCCUGCACGAUGGAUACUGCACUGGUUAAAUGUCUCCUCGACGCUGGAGCUCCUGUGAACAUUGGUGGGGGGCCUCACGGAAGCGCUCUACAGGCAGCUGUAGCAUGGAAUGAUGAUCUUGAUAUGAUCCGACUAUUGCUAGACCGUGGAGCAAGCCCGAAUUUCACGGGAGAUUCGGGCAGCCAAAAACAAAGUGCGUUAUCUUUAGCAGUAAAGAAAGGGAACGAAGAACAGGUCGAGCUAUUAUUGAGAAAAGGGGCCCUUCCCCAGCUUGAGGAACACUCGGGUAAAGCCAAUAGUGGUGGGGUUACCGCUCUAAACUCUGCGGGCACGACGGAACAAAGCAGGAUCGGCCAGAUGCUUCGUGAUUGGGGUGAGCGAGACAACACCGAGCUAGAUCAAUGGAAUUCGAGGAUUGUUCACGUUUCUCAUCCAAACCUUACGGAUGCUCGGUCGCUCUUGGUACAGCGAUUUCAGAUGUCAAGGAGAUAUCGACCACCCGGUGCCGAAUCAUUGGCUGAGAUGGUUAACAAGAUUCUAGAUUACGCAGAGUACUGGCCGGCAACACUCACGGAGAAACACAAAAGAACACCGGUAUCAGGAAAGGUAGCCGGGUCUCCUUAUCUUCAGGUCGGUAUUGAGCCUUGGCCGGGAAUGGAGAUGAAGGUCCAGCGUGUCGUGUUUAGAAUCAAAUCCCACAACAACGUGCCUUGGUGGCUGCCGGUGGUGGAUCCUGAGAAGCUCGACGAAGGGAAAUAUCCAUGGCUUGAAGUUGGAGUGCGAUCUGAAGGUUUAGGCUCUCUCGGCCCCCAUCCUCAUCAUAUAGUACCUGCCACGGGGAUGUUCUGUGGCCGCCUAACUGAACGCACCAAGUGCAUUAUCUGGGACCCAAGUAGCACCAUCCCGGCAGUCUCUGACCUUAUCGGCAACCUCAGGCCAGGAGAUGUCUUGGAUAUAUAUGUGAAGUCGAAAGAGGACGCUUCACAUGUUAUAUACGUCGACUCUGCGCAGGUGGUCGUCUAUUAUGACGACAAAUCUACCCCCAUCCCGGAAUUGUCUAUGACUGUCGAAGAAAACGAAAGCGAAGGAGAUGACGACACGGCACCAGCCCAGCCGUCGCCACCGACCACACAAGAUAUCACAGAGAAGCCAGAUCCGAAUAGCAUGGAAACAGAAACUACGGAGAAUUCAAAUUGGAAGGGACAGAUCAAAAAGGAGGAAGGGAAGGGAGUGCUGAGAAGAGUAGGCGGUCUUCUUACUUGUUGUUUCAGGUGA
Morchella sextelata is the source of this 4626-nucleotide messenger RNA. RefSeq lists its product as uncharacterized. The transcript is spliced from 4 exons. The record is from RefSeq and is a predicted model, not a curated record. Bases 1 to 4626 code for a protein of 1541 amino acids. Lineage: Eukaryota; Fungi; Ascomycota; Pezizomycetes; Pezizales; Morchellaceae. Gene Ontology annotation, biological process: protein phosphorylation. Gene Ontology annotation, molecular function: protein binding; ATP binding; protein kinase activity.